Molecule: messenger RNA, 1063 nt
Organism: Suillus paluster
Lineage: Eukaryota; Fungi; Basidiomycota; Agaricomycetes; Boletales; Suillaceae
Product: Sucrase/ferredoxin-like-domain-containing protein
Exons: 5
Coding region: 56-976 (306 amino acids)
Source: RefSeq, a predicted model, not a curated record
AUUUCAGGUUGCUACCCCGACCAACAACAAUAUUCACAACAGCAUUCGGUCCACCAUGAAUGCACUGACCGGUAAACUCAGAGCUUUUGUGUUUGGACCUCCUAAUGGCAAAAAAGUCUACCAGAAACUCAAGGCUGCUGAUGUCCCAGUAACAACCGCUGAAUGCAGGUCCUGCGCUGACCCUUGCGAUCAGGAUCAUGAUGACUUCUCUAGCAAAUUGGAUAUCGACAUGGAUUCGGAUUUGCUGGGAUCAGUGAAGCCCUACCGGCGACAGGUGGUCAUAUCGACCGGGAAGUCAGACUGGGCGAAAGAGGUGACUGAAGCGGAAGGCACGCUUGCUGCUUUCUUGAAUGCUGCCAACUCAUCAUUGGGCACCUCGAAGAAACCAAAGUCCAGCAGCGAUCCCCCUGCUACUGGUCUUUUCUCUCAUACCGAAGCAGGAAGACUCUCCAUUCUCAACGGAAGCCAUAGAUCUUUCUCCGAUGACGAGUCGCAUGAGACCGUGAUCGUGCUUCCAGACUUUAUGGUCGUAUCUGGGGUCCCACGCACUUUGGCGGGCGCUGAGGCGUUGUGGAGGGCUGCUGUUGAUCCAUCUCUUGCAUUCCAUCAAUAUCUCGAGCAAGAGGGCUGGGAAGUCCACACUAACCUGGACGAUCUCACUUCCGAACCCUCCCUCGAGUCACGAGCUAGCUCAAACACCGAGAAGGAACAAUUAAUCGAGACUCAGCUCAAGUCUCUUCAUACCGAGCACAAGGCACUGAUAUUAAAGAACUCUCAUGUCGGCGGGCAUAAAUUCGCAGGCAACUGUAUCAUCUACACUCCUCGUGGAGCUGGUGUAUGGUAUGGACGUGUCACGCCUCAUGAAGUGGAAUCAAUUGUGAGGCACACUAUCAUCGGUGGCCAAGUUCUCCCGACUAUCCUUCGUGGUGGGGUGGACCUUGCGUGCCGCGGAAAGAAGUCAUUAUACGACUGGUGACGAAACCAUCACGUAGAUACGUAUGCUGUAAACCUGUUGGUGGAAUUCAUAUCUUCUGCUGGCAGUCACCUGCAGUCACUCAAUCGA